Messenger RNA from Dreissena polymorpha, 4312 nucleotides. RefSeq lists its product as uncharacterized. Bases 311 to 1321 code for a protein of 336 amino acids. The record is from RefSeq and is a predicted model, not a curated record. NCBI's taxonomy places the organism in Eukaryota, Metazoa, Mollusca, Bivalvia, Myida, Dreissenidae. The transcript is spliced from 6 exons.
UUUGCAUCAAUGAUUAUGCAGCUUGUUUCCGUGCGUGUCGUACGUAAAUUCUUAUCUAAUACGAAUGUUUCCGAGUAAGAAUAUAGGUCCGUUAUAUUCCGGAGCGUCAUUCGUUAAAAACGAUCGAUUUCAUUGGCCGCUUUUGACCACGUGACGUCGUAUUGUGCGCAUUAUGACGUUGUCACUAUAACAACGUCACGGAAGCUGUAAACAGUAACCGUGCACACCAGCGCUGUAAUAAAACAAAAAAUCGAAAGAUUUGUUGUUUUAAUCGCUUAUUUAAACAUAUUUCGCUCAAAGUUUUUGACAAAUGACUCGUCCCGCCUGGGUACCGAGCAGACUAGCAGAACGCCAUCUUGAGGGGCAUUAUGCAGGCGUUGUUACGAGAGGACAAGCCCGAGAAAUAGAUACACGUCCCCGUAACCGUCUGCGCAGCCGACUAAGCAUCAGACGGCCCGACACGCAGCCUCGACAGCCACUUCCGGUCCAGCAACACUGGACCACAACUCAACGCAUGCUGCACAGGAUGAACGACAGGCGCCCAGCUCGAAAUGUCGAACACGAAUCAAUGGUCCUCAGAAAUCGGGCCAUACCGAGCCAGUUUCAUACGCGAGGAAAUGACGUCGCAAAUACCGGAAGUCGACCAAGGAACCAGCCGAAAAUAAAGCGUUUGGUGCGCAGGAAUGCUUCCGAUAUGAAUUGCGCAGCUCGCAUGCGCACGAGAUCUUUUGCCAUAUCAUUUGGAAGCGUUCGGUCAUCGCGCUCAAAUACUACUCGGAUGAAAUGUGUGAAGCGGUCAAACCAAGGCACGAGUGCCUACGAUCACCCCUCAACGUCACGACAAGGAACUGUGACGACGUCACGGGUGAUGACGUCAUUACAAACGCUGCCAGGACCCUCGGGAUCUCAGGGCCCUGCUGUUGAGAAUGCUGAGCGCAGACCAUACUGGCGUCCUGACCUGGACAGAGCAGGAAGUUCCUCAACGUCACAUGAAAGCCUGCAUUCCGAGAAUCACUCAGACGCUUUCAACAGAAACUUGGUCGCAAGCGUUGGGCGGAAUCGAGAAUUUGGUCGCGAAUCUGCACGGUUUGUGCGCACCACCAGAGUUGUUCCGGAGGAGGUGAGAGCCCGUAAUCGGAACCAGACACGUCAAACUCGCGCGGAGGCUAGAUUCCGUGCCCGAAAUCUAUCCUACGAAGCAGACGACGAAGCGAGCGAGAAUGAAGACAUCGAAAACGGAAGUGAGGUCAUAGCGCGUGCCGCGCGAGAGCGAGGCCAUCAAACACGGCGCAUGCGCACAAGGUUUGCCCGUCGACAUUAAAAUCAUGUUGAUGGGCCUAUAGAAGGAUGGAUGUCGCGGAUGAGAAUGCAUUGUCUUCGCGUAAGCCGACAUUCACCUUGACAAUCGCAGUUAUUAACGUAGACAAUGGAAAAAGAACACACAAAAUAACAUUUGAUAGAACAGAAACAAAUGGAGAACAUUUGUCGCGAUAACACGACCGUUAAUCACGGGUGAUACAUGUUUGUUUAGAAGCAUACAUAAAAGAGCAAAUGCUAUUUUAGGGAUGGCGCGCAGGACCGGACGUGUUGAAUAUACACGUACAAUUUUACAGGAUGAGUAGGUUUUAUAUGUUUUUUUUCAACAUAUUAAGGUUUUUUUUAAUCGGGCGAUCUAGAACGAUUCAUCGAAGAAUAAUUCUUCCACAAAUGUACAAAAACAUAUAACCACAAACCAUUUGAAAACGUGAGGACCUUAAUAAGUUUUACCAUGGUGGAAUUUUAAAAAGCAAAUCGAUUUUUUUUGCCUGUGUGGCAAGCUAAUUUCCACACAAUUUAAUCGUUAACGACAUCAAACGAUUUCUUUAAACACAUACAAGUCGCUGCAUUCACAAACAAAUUGACUUCUUGCCGAUGUAAUAGAUAAUUUUGCAUGCUUCUAAAAGAGUUGGAGCCGACGCCAAGGAGGUAUCGUUAAGACCAGGAGGUGGCUUCCAUGCACGAUACAUGGUAACACAGUUUUUUAACAAUUAUAUCAUCACAUGACUUAAAUUUGAUAAAAAGUUUUCCUUAUUUAUGUGAUUUUUUAUGUUUUAGCGUAAAUACGUAAUCACUCAUUUAUACAGAAUAAUCAGAUGUUCUAUAAAAUAUAAUAUGUAAAUAUUUAAUUAUAUAUGACAUCAACUCCGUUAAGAAUUCAGCUACUUAAAUAACACAGAUGGAAUGAUUUAUAUUCAAAAUGUGUAAUAUUCAAUAAAUAAAAUUACUUCAGACCCAACAUUGUCAAAAUAGUUCAUGCACAACACACUUGUAUAUAUAAUAAUAUUAUUCCCGAUAAAAGAUAUUACUUCUGAUUGAAACGAUUAGUUUCGACCCAUAAUCCAAAUAAUUAUUCACUCAAAGGCAUAAUUCAACGAAUAAAAAAGAUUAACGAAUAAGACCGACCUAUGCUUUUUUAACUGUAAAUGGAAAGAAAUAUCAUAUUUUAGCAUAAUGAGGAUUCGUUUCAUCGCGCCUUUAAUUGAAAUAACAAUUCGCAUUAUGAGACAAAACUCAUCGUUCCAAGUAGAAGUAACCUCAUUUCUCGUGAAUUACCUCAGUGUUUGAACAAAUCUGUUGUACUAGUUUUUAAAUGUUGGCUAUUUAGUUAUUUGAUUUAUUUGGUAUAAGCUUUGUUGUUUAUAUAUCGUACAAUCUGUUUUAUUCAGAUAUCUAUUCUUCCUAACUGAGUUGGUUCCUUAUGUAUUUAAAUAUUUACAUCUCAUUUUUUACAGAACGCGUAUAUGUUCUGUAUACAUUUGAGUUUAUAAAUUUGCGUUGGAAAAAAAUCGUAUAAAAAAGGAAACAUUAUCUGUCAAAUUUAGUUCAUAUGAUGAUCUUAUUGUGAUACGACUGUUAAAUCAUACAUCGUGCAUUGAGGCCAACUGUGGUUCUUAGCGCAACCUCCUUGGCAUGGGCUCCAUCUCUUUUGAAGGGAUGCAAAAUUAUCUAUUACACAGGCAAGAAGCCAAUUUUGUAAUGAAAUCAGCAAACUGUUUAUGUUUCAGUAAUCUUUUGAUAUCGUUAGCGAUUUAAUUUGGUUUAAUUCGCUCGUCGCAUAGACAAAAAUGAUUUAUUUUAUUGAAAACCCCCACCAUGUCAAAACUUAUAAAGUUACUCGCGUUUUCAAAUGGGUUGAGAUUAUAUGUUUAUGUACAAUUGUUGAUGAAUGUAUCUUCCGCGAAUCGAACUACAUUGCCCGAUUGUUGAAAUAACGCGAAAUCUGUUGAAAACAAAACAUAUAAAACCUACUCACCCUGUAGAAUUAUCCGUGUAUAUUUAAAACAUCCUGCCCUUAGCGCCACCUCGGAAGUAGCAUUGGCUCGUUGAAAUAAAGCCUCUACAAAAAGAGUAGGCGCCCGUGAUUAACGGCCGUGGAUUAUUGCUUGACGCAAUGUGUCUCGGUUAUAGACGUUAAAAUUGCUUCGAACAAAUAAUACAAAAGAAAAAAAAACGAUUCCAUAUGUUUCUCUUUUUGACUAGACCAUGGUCAAAACCAAAGCAUAGAAAAAAACAAGGUCAUAUGUCGCGGUAUUUAACCUGGACAAUAUCAAAGAAUAACAAUAAAAAAACAAAAAAUCAGGUAUAUGCACGUAGACUAUUGACAUGAACAAGGUAUAGGAAAGAAAACACAUGUUAGCAGUUGCAGUUUUGUCAUGGAUAAUUGUAAGAACAAAUGAUAAAAAAGAAAAACACGCGGCCUUGUGUCGUGGAUAUUGACGUGAACGAUCGCAAAGAAAAAAGACACGAAAGAACAAACAACGAGCCAUGUGUCGUGGCUGUUGAGAAUGGCCAAGAAUGACGGAUAGAAAAAAACUAUCUGUCAAUUUUCUUUGGACAUAAUCGGUGCAAUCAGUCGCAGUUAAUGACCUAGACAAUCGCCAAAUUCAAAUGUGGCCAAAAAAGUUGAAGGAUUCGAAAUAUUGCACUUAAAGAUAUUUAUGAUCUCGAUUAAGAUGACAUCGCUACCUUACUUAGUUACAAGUUCAAGUCGCUAUAGCAUGUUGAGAGAUGAAACAAUUCAAGAAGAUCGAAGAUACGAGUUUUCGAGUUCUUCCAGCAGAAUGGCGUACUGCUAUAUUCUUACGGAACGGAAACUGUUGUCGAAUUUGGUAACUCAGUGUUCCAAAAGACAAACGUUAAGAACAAUGGCUGUUAUUACUCAGUACGGUCAGCCUAAAAAACUUUGCUUUGCAAACCUCAAAUAUUUUUUAAGUCUUCUUCGUUGCAUGUUUUGCCUUAUUUGUAGGUCAUAAAUCAUUACAGUACAAUUCCA